CCUACUGGAAAUCAAGCCCACAACCCAGGAAUUGAAUGACCUGGCACGGAACCCCCCAGCAGAGUGUUCAGCAGGUCCUGCUGGAGAUCAUAUGUUCCACUGGCAAGCUACAUAAUGAGGCCAAACGACAGCCCCUAUCAGGGUGGAGUAUUUUUCUUGACAAUUCAUUUCCCAAAAGAUUAUCCUUUCAAACCACCUAAGGUUGCAUUUACAAUAAGAAUUUAUCAUCCAAAUAUUAACAGUAAUGGCAGCAUUUGUCUUGAUAUUCUGCGAUCACAGUGGUCUCCAGCACUAACUAUUUCAAAAGUACUCUUGUCCAUCUGUUCUCUGUUGUGUGAUCCUAAUCCAGAUGAUCCUUUAGUGCCUGAGAGUGCUCGGAUCUACAAAACAGAUAGAGAAAAGUACAACAGAAUAGCUUGGUAAUGGACUCAGAAGUAUGCGAUGUAAUUAAAGAAAUUAUUGGAUAACCUCUACAAAUAAAGAUAGGGGAACUCUCAAAGAGAAAGUCCUUUUGAUUUCCAUUUGACUGCUUUCUAUGAGCCCACGCCUCAUCUUCCCUGUUUACCUGAUACAGCAGUGCUGCAUGUUGUACAUACUUCGAACAACAAAUAGAAAUGCUGUACUUCUGUACCAACAUUGCCUCCUAGCAAGAAGUGUGUAUGUGACAAGCCAGUUCUUCAGACAUAACCUAGGUGUGACACUAAAAACUUUCCUAUUGACUUAAAUUUGGAUAACUGCAAGUUGAGGGGUGGUGGGUAUGUUGUAUGCUUGGAUGGGAAAGAAAAGCUCCACUGACCUGUAGGAGAUGUUUUUUAAGUGGAAUCCUUUUAAACUCAAAACAGAUAUGAAAAGCAAGGAGAAGAACAUGAAGCUGUUUCUGUAUUCAUUUUAUGCUGAAGGACCUACGUCUUAGGUGAAAGUUAUGACCAACCAGAUUAAAAUCUACCCACAUCCUGUAUCUUAAGGUCUAAGUUUAACUGGAUUGGAGCUAUUAGUAUAUAAAAUGUGAUGGGCUUUGUUCCCACCUCUUACAUUUCCCUACCCUCUAACCCUCGUCCUUUCAGCCCCUCUUUCUCUCUUCCAUAUUCUUUGGUUUGUAUGUGGUUUCUCAGUUAAUACAUAACUAAUAGCUCUUAUUUUACUUAUGUUUAUAACUACUUAGGUCUUUCUGGAUGUAAGGGUGAAAAUUCAUUUGAUGGAAAUACUUGUGUACAUUUAAAGACCCAGUUGCUCCUCUGGAGCUUGCACAUUCAAGAAUGAUUAAUCUGUGUAAUAAACUGAUUACUACAGUCAUUGC
This is a messenger RNA of Myotis daubentonii (Daubenton's bat), 1297 nucleotides long. Its product is annotated as ubiquitin-conjugating enzyme E2 D2-like. The coding region runs from base 115 to 423 and encodes 102 amino acids. The record is from RefSeq and is a predicted model, not a curated record. NCBI's taxonomy places the organism in Eukaryota, Metazoa, Chordata, Mammalia, Chiroptera, Vespertilionidae. The transcript has a single exon.